AUGCCAGAAAUUCACGGCUACCUGCGUGUCAGGGGCACUGACGUGGUCGAUGAGGAUGGCAACAAGGUCAUCCUCAAGGGCGCUGCUACUGGCGGCCACACUAACAUGGAGAACUUCAUCACUGGUUACCCAGGACACGAGCAUGAGAUGCGAAAGGCUCUACUAGAAGUGUUGGGCAAGGAGAAGUAUGAAUUCUUCUUCGAAAAAGUAAGCUUCAAGUUACCCGCACGAUUGAUCUGCAAUGCUCACCCUCCUACCCAGUUCCUCGAGUAUUUCUUCACAUCGUCGGACGCCAAAUUGUUCGCAUCGCUGGGUCUCAACUGCCUCCGAAUCCCGCUUAACCACCGCUAUUUCAUGGACGACCUCAAUCCAUCUGUGAUCAAGCCUGAGGGCUUCAAGCUUGUAGACCGUAUUGUCGAGGCCUGCGCUGCGGAAGGCCUCUACACGAUCCUAGACAUGCACACCUUUCCAGGCGGCCAGAAUCAGGGUUGGCAUUCAGACAGUGGCUUACAUCGAGCACUAUUCUGGGAGUAUCAGGAUUUGCAGGACCGUGCCACUAACAUGUGGGUCGAAAUUGCUAAGCACUAUGCUGGGAACAAAUGGGUUGCAGGCUAUAACCCAAUGAACGAGCCAGGAGAUCCCGAUCACUACCACCUGCAGAAGUGGUAUGCUGUAGUCGAGAAGGCGAUUCGAGAAGUCGAUCCUCACCACAUUCUCUGGCUGGAUGGUAACACCUACUCCAUGGACUUCUCUGGCUUCAAGGACGUGCUCCCGAAUUGUGUGUACGCGAUACAUGAUUACAGCAACAUGGGUUUCCCAGCAGGCCAGCCUUAUGACGGCACAGACGAGCAAAAGCAGAUCCUUCGUAAGCAGUAUGAGCGUAAGGUAGAGUUCAUGCGAGAGCAUAAAGUGCCUAUCUGGAAUGGCGAGUUUGGCCCUGUAUAUGCCAGUCCUGGAGAGGAUAACUACGAGACUAUCAACCAGCAAAGGUAUAAUCUCUUGGGUGAGCAAUUAUCGAUCUACAAGCAAGACCAGAUCCAUUGGUCGAUUUGGCUAUACAAGGAUAUCGGCUUCCAGGGGGGCCGUGACGAUACACACGUCAAGCAUAUCUACGAUCCGCUCAUUCAGCAUCUGAAGGAAGAGAUCCCAGAGCAGUUCCAGCGACGGCGAUAUCCUCAGCAUUGGGGCUUGGAGGGCCAUGUGCAUCGCGUGGUGCGUGAGCUGCUUGUCUCGGAGCUGCUGACUUAUGAGUAUGCCUCAUACUUCGAGGGCAAGACGACGGAAGAGCUCGAUGAGCUGGCGGCGAGUUUCAAGCUCGAGAAUUGUCUGAAGAGAGAUGGCUUGAACAGAAUCUUGCAAGAGGAUGCCGGCAUCACUGCAUGA
Molecule: messenger RNA, 1383 nt
Organism: Recurvomyces mirabilis
Lineage: Eukaryota; Fungi; Ascomycota; Dothideomycetes; Mycosphaerellales; Teratosphaeriaceae
Gene: EGC2
Product: endo-1,4-beta-glucanase
Exons: 2
Coding region: 1-1383 (460 amino acids)
Biological process (GO): glucan catabolic process
Cellular component (GO): extracellular region; cell surface
Molecular function (GO): beta-glucosidase activity
Source: RefSeq, a predicted model, not a curated record